Molecule: messenger RNA, 2366 nt
Organism: Dendronephthya gigantea
Lineage: Eukaryota; Metazoa; Cnidaria; Anthozoa; Malacalcyonacea; Nephtheidae
Product: acetolactate synthase-like protein
Exons: 16
Coding region: 96-1982 (628 amino acids)
Biological process (GO): L-valine biosynthetic process
Cellular component (GO): acetolactate synthase complex
Molecular function (GO): thiamine pyrophosphate binding; magnesium ion binding; acetolactate synthase activity
Source: RefSeq, a predicted model, not a curated record
AAUAAUCUUAUUAUUUUAACUUUUAAAGUUCCUCAACAAUUCCGACAGUUUACGAUGAACUACGAUCUCGAGUUUCGGAAAAUUUAAAGGGCAAAAUGGCUAGCGAACGUGCUUUAUUUUUGUUAUUUUCCUUGGCAUAUUUUUUGUUAUUUUUAUUUGUGAUCGUGGUUGCUUUUGGGAUCUUAAAACUGAAACUUCAUUACAGAUUCCUCUUUAAACUGAAUGAGAAGUCGAAGCAUCAUGGUGGUGAACUAGUUGCCAAUGUUUUGCAGGCUCAUGGUGUAAAAUAUGUGUUUACACUAUGUGGUGGGCACAUUUCACCAAUACUAGUUGCGUGUGAAAAAUUGGGAAUUAGAAUUAUUGACACAAGGCAUGAGGUCACAGCUGUAUUCGCUGCCGAUGCUGUGGCACGGCUGUCAGGCGUGGUAGGUGUGGUAGCUGUUACAGCGGGUCCAGGUCUGACAAACACUGUCACUGCUGUUAAGAAUGCUCAAAUGGCUGAAUCACCUCUACUCUUGAUUGGUGGAGCUGCCGCUACAUUGUUGAAGGAUAGAGGAGCUCUUCAGGACAUCGAUCAAAUGUCCCUCUUCAGACCUCUUUGUAAAUAUUGCGUCACAAUAAAAAGAGUGCGCGACAUUCCCCGGCUUGUACGGAAAGCAAUGCAGAAGGCUCAAUCAGGAACGCCUGGGCCGGUUUUUGUUGAGUUUCCUAUCGAUACACUUUAUCCCUACCCUCUUGUGAAGAAAGAAGUUGGAUUAAAGGAAAAUCCUUCUGGAUUAGGACAAAAAAUUGUAAACUGGUACAUUGAGAAUCAUCUGUUUAGCCUCUUUGCCGGAGCAUGGGACCCACAACCAGUCGAACCAUUAUCCGUAUCUCUACCCCAAGCUUCGGACGGAGAGAUUGCCGCGGCCGUACAACUAGUUUCCAAGGCAAAGAAACCUCUGGUGAUACUCGGAAGUCAGUCUACUUUACCUCCCGUUCCUGCUGAAAAACUUAAAUCAGCUCUAGAGUCUUUAGGUAUCCCAUGUUUCCUUGGCGGAAUGUCGCGAGGCCUGCUGGGAAGAAGUAGUCCUAUUCACAUCAGACAACGACGUCGUGACGCUCUCAAGGAAGCGGAUGUCGUCAUCUUAGCUGGCACUGUCUGUGACUUCCGUCUUUCGUACGGGAGAGUUUUAAACAAACGGAGUAGAGUCGUGGCAGUUAACAGGAAUAAGGAACAGUUGUAUAAGAACUCGGACAUGUUUUGGAAGCCGACUUUAGCAAUUCAAGGUGAUCCUGCCUCGCUGGUGUUAUCCCUUAGUCAACAGUUGAAAGGUUACAAAUGUCCUGAAGAAUGGCCGCAAAUGUUGAAAGAAAGGGACGAACAGAAAGAAAAGGAGAACAGUGUAAAAGCAGAUGAAAUGGUGGACAAGCACUUGAAUCCCCUUAAGAUCCUACAUUGCCUUGAAGAGGUUAUGAGUGAGGACAGUGUGAUAGUUGCGGAUGGCGGAGACUUUGUUGGAUCUGCUGCAUACAUAUUGCGGCCUCGUGGUCCUUUACGAUGGUUGGAUCCGGGUGCAUUCGGUACCCUGGGUGUUGGUGGGGGGUUCGCCCUGGGUGCCAAAUUAUGUCGACCCGAGUCUGAAAUCUGGAUAAUCUAUGGUGAUGGUAGCUGUGGUUACAGUAUCGCUGAGUUUGAUACAUUUACAAGACACAGGUUGCCUGUGAUAGCUUUGGUUGGUAAUGAUGCUUGUUGGAGCCAGAUUGCUCGAGAGCAAGUGCCUAUGUUUGGAAGCAGUGUCGGCUGUGAUUUAUCGUUCACGGACUACAAUGUGGUUGCUGAGGGUUACGGCGGAAAAGGCCUUGCUCUGAAUGAGCAACAUUCCGCUGACAUUGCAAGUAUACUACAGAAGGCUCAGAUGCUGUCACGUGACGGUCACGCGGUUUUGAUAAAUGCCCUGAUUGGUAAAACUGACUUUCGAAAAGGAUCAAUCUCAGUUUGACCUCAAGUUUGACGCAAAAUAACGUUAAUUUUUUUCAAUUACUGUGCUAAUCAAACACGAGAGUACAUUCAAAGGUUGAAUUGAUUAUUUUGCCAAUUUUUAAUUGCAUAAAAAUGGUGCACACCAUUUCUGGACAAAAUUAAUUAUGUGAACUGAACGUUCGACUAACGAAUGAUCUUGAACUGGAAACUAGGAAGUUGAUGUCAGUGUGAAAAAUCCAGAUGUAAUUCAUAAUCAUAAUUGCUGAUAUUUUAGCCAGCGAUCAGGCUCAUAAUUUUCAACAUACGCACAAUUUUCAACUAUUACUCCUAAUGCAUUAUGACCUGCUCGCAGUCUAUUAACGGUAGAAGAUAAAUUGAUAAUAGAAUGAAAUUAAAGAAUAUC